AGCCCAUUUAAGAUGGAAGAAUCUCAGAUCCCGAUGGAGGACAAUAAAGAAGAAUCUGAUCUCACAUGGGUGUUUUGUUAUGGGUCAAACCAUCCAGAACAAAUCUCAAGAAGACUCAAAGUUCCACUUGCAAAAGUUUUAGAGAAAUGAAGGGCUUGCUCAGCUAAAGGCUAUAUUAGAGCUUUUAUGGGAAUUUCAAAGAAGUGGGAUGAAACCUCACCUUCGACUAUUAUCAAGAGUACGAACAAAGCCAGGUUGAAUAGUCCUGUACUUAAAGACUCUUCAGAUGAAUUCAAAGCUUUCGCAUAUGGAAUGACUUCUGAAGAGCUAUCGAUGAUGGAUAAAUGGGAAGGAGUUCCUUUCCAGUACAAGAGGGAAGAAAUCACACUGACAGGCAAGGAUGGAGUAGAGUUCGAAGGAUUGGCUUACAUAAAAGUUUCAGAUGAAAGGUUCGUCUACCCUAGUGAGAAAUACUUAGAAGCGUGUGGGAAGACAAUUAUGGCAUACUGGUACCUUCCUCCUAAGACUUCGGAGAGUGACAUAAAAUCUCCCACAGAGUCGUACUUCAGUGUAGGAUUUGAAGUGGUCAAUGCCACCACUGGGGAGAAGGAAGGAGAGUAUGAGUCCAAGAUCAGUUACGAUCAAGAUACUUGAGAUUACAUCUUGAAUGAUCUAUAUGAUUAAGUUUAGGGCAAUGAGCAGGAAUA
Moneuplotes crassus is the source of this 707-nucleotide messenger RNA. NCBI's taxonomy places the organism in Eukaryota, Ciliophora, Spirotrichea, Euplotida, Euplotidae. The record is from the annotation of a GenBank genome assembly.